Camelina sativa (false flax) is the source of this 1752-nucleotide messenger RNA. RefSeq lists its product as uncharacterized. Gene Ontology annotation, molecular function: zinc ion binding; nucleic acid binding. NCBI's taxonomy places the organism in Eukaryota, Viridiplantae, Streptophyta, Magnoliopsida, Brassicales, Brassicaceae. The record is from RefSeq and is a predicted model, not a curated record.
AUGACGGUACGUGCAUAUGAUGCUGAAUUCAGUCGCCUUAGGCGCUUUGUUGGGAAGGAGAUCGAGGAUGAGAAAGCACAAGUCCGUCGCUUUAUCCGCGGACUUAGGGUGGACAUCCGCAACCAUUGCGUGAAUGGUGUCUUUAACUCGGUCGUGGAUAUGGUUGAAAGGGUGGCCAUGAUCGAAGCUGGGCUGGAGGAAGAGAAACAGCUUAGACGCGAGAAGGUUUCUUUGCGUUCGACCCACCCAGCCAAAACCACUGACCGAAAAAGGAAAUGGGAAAAGGUGGAUAACGCAAGGUCUGACGCCAAGUAUGGGGAGUGCAGGACUUGCGGAAAACACCACCGCGGUACUUGCUGGAAGGUCGUGGGUGCAUGUAGUCAUUGUGGAAGCAGGGAUCAUGCGAUCCGGAACUGUCCAAGGAUGGAAAAUGGCAAUGGGCCAAGGUCCUGCUACUUGUGCGGAAAGGAGGGACAUUUUAAGAGGGAACGUCCGAAGCUUGAUGAGGGAAGACAGAACCACCAACGUGGAAAUCGUGGCGAGGAAUCUUUACCGCCACCACCAAAGAGACAAGUCGUCGCACCACGCGUGUACGAGCUGUCCAAGGACACUGCUGCUGGGAAUUUCAGGGCGAUUACUGGGAGAGGUGGGUUCAGGCGUGAACCAAACACCGGAUAUGGAUUGGUCCGAGCAGCCGACGGGCAGGUGAUGUACCCGUACGGUGUAGUUCGUGAAAUUUUGGUCAUUGUCAAUGGUGUUGAUAUGCCUACUGACCGAAUCAUUGUUCCACUCAUGAAACACAAUGUUAUCCUUGGUAUGGACUCGUUGGGAAAGUACAAAGCUCACAUUGACUGUCACCGAGGGCGAGUAAAUUUUGAGGGAAAGGAUGGGACAUUGAGAUUCCAGGGAAUAAGGUCAACUUCGGGGAGUUUGAUUAUCUCAGCAAUCCAGGCGGAAAGGAUGUUGGAGAAAGGUUGUGAGGCAUACUUAGCCACAAUAACAACGAAUGAAGUUGGGGAAAAGGCGGAAUUGGAUGAUAUUCCAAUAGCCAACGAAUUUGCCGAUGUGUUUGAAGCGGUACGGGGAGUGCCGCCGGAUAGGUCAGAUCCAUUCACCAUCGAGCUAGAACCGGGGACGACCCCUAUAUCUAAAGCGCCUUACUGGAUGGCACCGGCAGAAAUGGCGGAGUUAAAGAAACAAUUGGGAGAAUUGUUGGAGAAAGGAUUUAUCAGACCAAGUAGUUCACCAUGGGGUGCACCGGUAUGGCCACUUCGAGUUGUUGUCAUGCCAUUCGGACUGACCAAUGCACCGGCAGCCUUCAUGAAGAUGAUGAACGGUGUAUUCCGAGAAUUCUUGGAUGAGUUUGUCAUCAUCUUCAUCGAUGACAUACUUGUCUACUCUAAGGAUUGGGAGACUCAUCGGAAUCACUUAAGGGCUGUCUUGGAGCGGUUAAGGGAGCAAAAGCUUUUCGCGAAGUUAGGCAAAUGCUCAUUUUGGCAAAAGAGUGUCGGAUUCCUUGGACACAUUGUCUCGGACCAGGGAGUGUCCGUGGAUCCGGAAAAGAUAAGGUCGAUAAAGGACUGGCCACGUCCAAAGAAUGCCAACGAGAUAAGGACUUUUCUCGGGUUGGCUGGAUAUUACCAAAGGUUUGUCAAAGGCUUUGCAAGUAUGUCUCAGCCAAUGACACGGUUGACGGGAAAGGACACUAAGUCCAAUGGUCGGAAGAAUGCGAGAAAAGUUUCUCGGAGUUAA